Messenger RNA from Xiphophorus maculatus (southern platyfish), 6957 nucleotides. Its product is annotated as PDZ domain-containing RING finger protein 4. The coding region runs from base 350 to 2641 and encodes 763 amino acids. The record is from RefSeq and is a predicted model, not a curated record. Gene Ontology annotation, molecular function: protein binding. NCBI's taxonomy places the organism in Eukaryota, Metazoa, Chordata, Actinopteri, Cyprinodontiformes, Poeciliidae. The transcript is spliced from 8 exons.
UGUCUGCGUGAACGGGAGUCACAACUCUGGUGUGCGAUCGUCUGAGUCUGAGGGUAAAACAAGGAGAACGAGCAGACGCGGCUGCUGCUACUUGUGUCGUCCGCUGAAGCCGCGGUGACGCUCGCCACGUCUGAGCCCCUCUCCUGUUGGACUCAGCCGGAGCUCUCUGCCGCUCUGAGCUGCCGCUGGCUCUUGAGUGUGCGAGUCUGUGAAUGGGAUGCCGCGAAGAUGUGCUCGCUGAGGGGUGACUGAUGAGAACCGGAGCUCCGGUGUGGAUGGUGACCCCCCUGUGUCCGUGCCACCGCUACUCGGGGAGAUUUGGGCGCCUGGCGUUUCCACGACGACUAUAAUGGGCUGCAAUCUGUGCACUUUACAGAAGCGAGAGGAACACUACAAGCUGCUGUAUGAGAUUGCACAGGUGAAUGGGAAGGAGUUGUCCAAAUCCAGCCACGAUGAGACUGUGGAGGCCUUCCGAGCUGCCAGGGACCCCGUCGUGGUGCAGGUCAUCAGGCGUACCCCGAGCGGCCGCCCCCACGGCCCCCCUCAGGAAAUCCAUGUGGUGGAUGUGUGCACUCAGACCGACAUCACCUUUGAACACAUCAUGGCGCUGGCAAAGCUCCGGCCUUCAACCCCUCCUGUGCCUGACGUCUGUCCCUUCCUGCUCUCUGACAGCUGUCAUUCCCUUCAUACAAUGGACCAAGAUUACUAUGAAGGUACCGACUACCUCUCCCCCGUCCCAGCUGACGGAGACAGAAUGGAGGAGUUUGAGUACGAGGAAGUCGAACUUUGUCGUCUCAGCUGUCAUGAAAAACUAGGCCUCACUCUGUGCUAUCGAACGGAUGAAGAAGAGGAUGUGGCCAUCUAUGUCAGUGAGGUCAGUCCGAACGGCAUUGCCGCCAGAGACGGACGGAUCCGAGAAGGGGAUCGAAUCUUACAGAUAAACGGCCAUGAUGUGCAAGACAGAGAAGAAGCAAUGGCUGCUCUCUCCAGUGAUGACUUCAAGAACAUCGUACUACUGGUCGCCCGACCUGAGAUGCAGCUGGAAGAGGCUUGGCUGGAUGAUGAGCAUAGCGAGUUCCUGGAGCAGCUGAAGAUGGAAAUGUUGGAGGAGCAGCAGAGAGAGGAGAUGGAAUUAGCUGCAUUACAAGAAGAACAGGAAAAGCAGCAGAGAUCCGAAGAUGACAAGCCUUCUUGUUCAACAUUUUCUUACUCAAGAGACAGCCUGCAAAGUCUGAAAGAGAGAAAAGAAAACUCAGACCACAACGUCUUAGCCCAAAUCCAGAGACGCCUGUCCCGGUGCCUACGGGACAGUCAGGACUCCCAUUGUACCAGUGGUAGCAAGCGACUGGAGGACAAAGACGAUGAGGACAAUGAUGAGUCAGAGGGAGAUCGUUUCCAGCAACUUUUGGAGCUAAAAUGUCAGAUACGCAACAGUGGCGAGUACGACCUUUUCUACAGCCGCCGCAGUACUAUUGAGUGCAGCAUGGCGGAACAGAGCGAUGUGCAACAUGAGCUGCGUAUGCUAAAUGAGGAGCUACGCAGUAUUGAACUUGAGUGUCAGAACAUUAUGCAGGCCCAUAAGCUGCGCAAGAGUCAGCAAUCUCCCUUAAUGGGACGUUCUGCACCCUCCAUCAAAAGUCAAAGCCCCAAACAUGGAGAGUCUAUUAAGGGGAAGCUGGGGGACAUUAAUGAGAGGAUGGAAAAGUCUGACAAGGACAGCUCCAGUGCCUACAACACUGCCGAGAGUUCUCGGAGCACGCCCUUGGCGAUGGACCGCUCCCCAGAGCACUCUCUCCAGAGAAUGGUCAGUCUCACCAACCAGAGGAACCUCUAUGGCGGCUUUGCUGCCGGUCACUCACAGAGCCCAAGCCCCUUACCGACCUGCAGAACCCCCGUUCUGGGCAAAAGCAGCAGCCCCGACCACAGUAACCCUUCAGAGUCAGAUCAGACACCUCAGGCUGAGGAGGAGGGUAAAAGAAAGUUAAAACAAUGCACUUCCCGGAUUCCUUACUUCUCUCCUUCCCACACAUCCCAGCAGAGGCAGGCCAACAUUCCAGCCCAUGCCCGUCACUACCAGAGCUACAUGCAGCUGAUCCAGCAGCGUUCAGCUGUUGAGUAUGCUCAGAGCCAGCUCAGCCUGCUUAGUGUCUGCAAAGAGCCUCAGAGACCCAUUAAUGAACCUAAGAUGGAGUGGAAAGUCAAGAUCCGCAGCGAUGGCACCCGCUACAUCACCAAGAGGCCAGUGAGAGACAAGAUCCUGAGGGAGCGGGCCUUGAAGAUUAAAGAGGAACGCAGUGGGGGGAUGACGACGGAUGACGAUGCAAUGAGUGAGAUGAAGAUGGGGAGGUACUGGAGUAAAGAGGAAAGGAAACAGCACCUGGUCAGAGCAAAAGAACAGAGGAGAAGACGAGAAUUCAUGCAGCGUAGUCGGCUGGAAAGCUUGAAGGAGAACCCUCAGAGCAGCAGCGAAGGUCGAAAGGAAGUCAGUAUUAUAGAGCUCAGCCACAAGAAGAUGCUGAAGAAACGCAAUAAGAAGAUUUUGGACAAUUGGAUGACCAUCCAGGAGCUGAUGACACACGGCACUAAGGCCCCCGAGGGAGCAAAGGUGCAUAAUGCCUUCCUCUCAGUCACUACUGUAUAGGACAGAGACAGCCUACAUUCUACCCCAUGUGGUAAAACAUACUUGCCUCGUUCAAUGCGGCAUUUUUAAGUGGUAGGUCGGAGGAACACUUUUCACUCUUUGUAUCCCAAAAAGCAUUUUUAAAGAGUUUAUUUGUGGCGUCAUGACAUUUUUGUGAUGUUUUUUCAAAACAGUUUCUCACAUAAUCUGGGAAACAUGGCAUUUUCUAAGAAACUCUGACAAUUAUUUUAAUACUUCACUCUGAACAUGUCUAUCUUUUCAAUUCUAUUUUCAUAUUUAUGUUGAACUUUAUAUCUCACGGUGGUUGUUUGACAGUAGGUAAUUUUUCCUUUACCUAUGUUUUCAAUGCUGUCUUGUAGUCCACAGAUUUUAUAUGCCUAAAUUCUGGAGCUGAAGCCGAUCAGAUUCCUCUGUGCUGCUGGCAGGUUUCUGAAAAGAUGUUCCUCACCAAGUAUAAAAAAGUGCAGUUGGUCAAAGGUUUAACUGAGCUACAUUAACAGUUUGAUUACUAAAGUGCUUUUAAAUUAUGGUAAUGGCUGGAAGUGAGCAAGUAACAAUCACUUAAUUAAAGAGAUUCUUAAAAAUGGUCUUCUGAUGCUGUUUCACGGUAAAUGUUAGUAUUUUUUCAAUUUUGCCCGUUAAAUUCCAACUAAAAUUUAUGUUGUAAAUUGUAAUUAUUAAUAUAUGUAUAGCUACAAAUGUUUUUCAUAUGCACAGUGCUCUCCACAAUUAUCAGCACCCCUAGUAAAGCUAUACUGAACAAUGGAUGUUUAUAAUAAAUUUGGGUCUAGAGGUUUUAAUGACCUUAAGCUAACAGUCUUUACCGUAGUUCUGUAACUGUGACUUAUUUUAAAAAUGUUUUACUUUGAUGACAUCCUAAGAUAAUGAAGUUUUGUUUGUCUCAAUUUAAGCUUUAAACUUCUUAAAUUGUUGUUCUAAAGCUACUGUAGUUAAGCUAAGGCUAGAAGCCAUUUUUUAUUUCCUGGUUUCUAUAAAUCCACACACACCCUGCCUUUCUUGAAUGGACAUGCUCUCCUAUCCUCCCUGUUUUGAGGAGUGGUUAAUGGAAACUGACCACAUGUUAUGGAUAGACGUUUUGGAAGCUCUUAUGAAUUAACAAACACCAAAGUUUAAAUUAAAAGAAUGAGUCAGUUGUGUUUAUUUUACAGGAGUUCAGAUGGUGCCAAUAAUUUACAUAGGGUAGGUUUUUGCUACUGCUUAAUAUACUUAAAUCUAAUAUUGGGGUUUUUGUGUGUGUGUGUGUGUAUGUGUACCAGGUUUUUAUAUCCUUAUGGGAACCUAUUUCUAUCCACAAUGUGGGGUUAUUGAGACCAUUGCUCCUUGUGGGGACAUUUUCUUGGUCCCCAUGAGGGAAAUUGUUGUUUUUGGGUUAGUGGUUAGGUCUGUGAUGGUUAGGUUUAGGAUAAAGGUUAAGGUAAGGGUUAGGUAUGUGAUGGUUAGGUGGUUAGGCUGUAGAAAUGUAUGAAAGUCAAUGUGAAGUCCCCACAAGUGAUGAAAACACGACUGUGUGUGUAUAAUUAUUUUUUCUGCAACCUUAAAAAAUUCGGUUUAAAGAUUUUGGUAAGUCUUUACGUGGGGUGCCUGUAACUGUGAGAAGCAACAAAUCUUUUCAGACAAACUAGAUUUGCACUCAGCUUUAAACUGACAAAAUUUCAGUUUAAUCAACCAUCAUUUUUGCAACGUUAGGAAUGGUCUUUGAUCAUUUGAGAUCCAAUGUUUACAAAAAGAAUGUUAUUCCUUAUUUUACAGACAAACUAUUUUGAUGUCCAAUCUGUAUCCCCUUUAUCAGAAGGCCAUUUCAUCCCAAAGGACGACGUACAAAAAUAUUAGGCAGACUCUUCCACUUAUUCAGAAAUUCUUAUUCAGACAUUCUUGUCGUUAAACUAUUGGAGAAAACCAAAGCAGCCUGAGAAAAAUCCAGCUAAGCACUUCUAUGCUUUUGACUUAGCUUUUUAGGUUUGCAGUAGGUGCAAUAGUUUAAAGAAAAGAACACACAAAUAUGUUCUAAAAUUUGACUUCUUAUUUUCCUUUUCAAAGUUUUUACGAAAUAAUAGGAAUAAAAAUCAAUCAAAAGGCUUCAAAGCCGCUAUUUCUAGUCUCAUACUAAUUCAGCUCAUUUAAAUUCCUCAGAGCGCUAGUUUACAUACCUCAACUGAGAAAGUGCAUCAGAAAGCACUGAGGUGAUUGAAACUCUAUUUCACAAAAGCAUGCAGCAGUUACCAAGAGAUGAAACACUCUUCAUCAUGCAUAUUACAUAUCAAUCUGUAGGGAUUGUUUAGUCUCUGGAUCCAUCUUUUUUUUUGUUUACUUUGCCAAACAGAUGGGUUCUUGCAAAAAUAUCAGGAAAAAAAACAUCAGCUUUGAUCAGGAAAGCACAUCAAACAGCACCUGAGCAGAACAGCAGAGGAGUUUUCAAAACGGCAUUAAGUCGUUCUUCGGACUAGACUCGGUUUUCAGUGUGGUUUCUUGUUUAUCUUUUAGAAGCUCAUUAAAAUUCUGAAACUGUGAUCAACUAGUCGUUAAAGUACAUUUGUUAUUUUUUUAUCUUUAAAAUUUCAAAAUGAUUUGGUUUAUUUUGUUUUAUAUAUAUACAUAUAUAUAAACAUAUUCAAGAUCAGAUGAACAUGACUGUUCCUUUUACAUGCUGGGAUUUUUUAUACAUCAAUUUAAAUCUCUUUUACUCAUAGCCUUAAAAGCUCUAACCUCAAUGAUGCAUUGGUUGGUUGAUCUUAUUUUCCAUGCAAACAAGAAUCAUUUGUUCAACUCUGUAUCUGAGAGUUUUUUUUCCUUGCCUUAUUUACAAUACAUCAUGUACAUUUGGAGUAUUUGGUUACUGGAUAUGUUGAAAGACUUUCUAACGGUGUUUCUGAAUUAUGUUUGCAGUUAGGUUUAAGGGGCACAUAUCAUUUUUUUUUCCAACUUUAAUUUUUCAAACAUACUCAGGUUUAUAGCUCAUGAAAUAUGUACAGUAAAUGGUUGCUAGGUCCAAACUGGAGAAAGAAAAUAGAAAAAUAGUGAAAGAGAGACACCAAACAGAAGGCUGCCAGGAACGUAGCCAAAAUUUGCUUAAGAGUGAUGAUGUUAUGUCUGGAACACUGAAUUGGGCAUUAAUGCAUUACACGAUGAUCCUCAAAGAAAAUAAAAUAAGUGGUAGAAUAAGUUAGAAAGAGAUGGUCGGAAGGAAUUUUGCCUUAGCAUUGGUACUUUGGAGACGUCACAAACUGGCACCCUACCAAAGGAUUUAAAAGGUUUAUUUGCCAAAUCUCAUCUGCCUGUACUUGGCCACAGUGGUGAAUUACCCUUUUUAACAAAAACUAAAAAAAAAAGAUUUUGGCAGUCUUGCAAUCCUGACAAACAAUGAAAUGUCUGGUCUGAUUUUGACCAGCAUUGUGAUCUGUACAAGCAUCAGCACUGUGACCAUGCAGUGGACAUCAGAAACAUGGUGUCAGUGGAUGAAAUAGAUAAUGUCUUGCUAUUCUAUAAAUCAUCUGACAUCCAUUUCAAAGACAUUUGACAUCACUUUUAAGACGUCACCUAAAUGCUGCAAGUUAAUUUUCUCACGCCAGCACAUCCCUAAAAAUUAAAUCAGGCUAACUCGUAAGAUGGAUGGGAAAGAAAGUAAAAUACUGAUUCAUUUUCAGUAUGUCGUUGCUAAAGUGGGCUGCUUGAGGAGAAGAUCCUCCCCUACCGUCCACUUUUCUUUUGAAGAAAAUUAAGUGUGCUUAUUCUGUUUUAUUUGUCAGAUUUCAUCAGUUUCUCUUUAAAACAGUCUUGCUCUGUUAUUCCAGACGAUGCAUGGUCAUCCAUAUUUGGAAGUGCCUUUCUAUUUUACAGACGAAUUCUAGCAAAGGCUCUUUUUGCCUCAAGAAAACUGUGUCUUUGAAUAAUAAUUGUUUGGAAAAACAAUGGAAAGGCUGAUUGGGAGUUGUAUUUGUUCCACACUUUAAAGAUGUUUAGCUUUUCUGGCUCUAAAAUGUUAUAUUUGCCCUUUAAACUGGUGUUUGGAUGAUUGCCACUGAGCAGGACUCAGAACACUUUAGAACCGUGGAAGAGACAUUUCUUUUUUUCUUUUUACCGAACGUCUUUAUAGUUUAGUAUUAAGUGCAGUGCUCAUUGAAAUUCCUCAUUUCGAACUGACGUAUUGUAAAUUUUAAAUUUAAAACUGUACGUUUUGGAUUAGUGUCUGAUGGAGUAAUGCAUACGUGACACAUUUGUAGCAAGGUGAAAUGUGCGAUGAUGGUGAUCUUUGCAAAAGAAAUGACAAUAAAUUAUUGUUUUUUGGUAUGACAUUGCAC